AUGUCGUCCGUUCCCACAAACUGUACUGCGACGGGCAGCGACACAGGGGCUACAAGAAAAUUCGACCUUGACGGCAACGAUCUGCCACCAUCACCAGCACCUUCAAGUCCACGGAACGGCCGGCGGCGUUAUGCUUUGGCAACCGAGUUGGUGUACACAGAAAGCAAAGACCAGUAUGGUGCUUCCAGCAUCCCCAUCUACCAAUCGGCCACUUUUAAGCAGACGUCUGCUGCCGGUGGACAGCAAGAGUUUGACUACACAAGGUCCGGAAAUCCGACUCGAAGCCAUCUCGAGAGACACCUUGCCAAAAUCAUGAAUGCCAAUCGCGCCUUAGCCGUCAGUUCUGGAAUGGGUGCUCUGGACGUCAUCACCCGAUUGCUUCGGCCUGGAGAUGAAGUCAUCACGGGAGACGACCUUUACGGUGGAACCCACCGUCUGCUCACAUAUAUGGCGACGAACCAGGGAAUCGUUGUUCACCAUGUUGACACCACCAGAGUUGAUGCUGUCCAAAGUCGCAUGUCUGACAAGACUGCGAUGGUACUGUUAGAAACACCAACGAAUCCUUUAAUCAAGAUUGUCGACCUGACUUCUAUUGCACGAUUGGCGCAUGAUGCCAACCCCAAAGCAAUGGUAGUGGUUGACAACACCAUGCUGUCCCCGAUGCUAUGCAACCCACUGGACUUGGGAGCUGACAUUGUGUACGAAUCGGGCACCAAAUACUUGUCGGGCCAUCACGACAUCAUGGCUGGGGUCAUUGCUUGCAACGAUUCCGCCAUUGGAGACAAGUUGUACUUCACCAUCAAUUCAACCGGCUGUGGCCUUUCUCCCAACGAUUCAUUCCUGCUCAUGCGAGGAGUCAAAACAUUGGCUAUCCGCAUGGAAAAGCAACAGUCAAGUGCUCAGGCAAUUGCCGAAUUCCUUGAAUCACGUGGAUUCCGGGUGCGCUACCCUGGCCUUAAGUCACACCCGCAGUAUCAUCUGCACUGGUCUAUCGCCCGAGGAGCUGGUGCAGUUUUAUCGUUCGAGACCGGUGACGCGGCUGUCUCGCAGCGCAUCGUGGAAGCUGCCAGGUUAUGGGCAAUAAGUGUCAGCUUCGGCUGCGUGAAUAGCCUUAUCAGCAUGCCGUGCCAGAUGAGCCACGCAAGCAUAGAUGCCAAGACUCGAAGAGAAAGACAAAUGCCAGAAGAUAUCAUCCGUCUCUGUGUCGGUAUAGAAGAUGCGAAUGACCUAAUCGAGGAUCUGUCUCGCGCGCUGGUUCAAGCGGGUGCGGUAACUGUGACUCUAGACGGUUUUCACGCCACUGGUCCUGCUGAGCAGCUUGGUAAAAUACCACUCAGUGCGGAGUAG
Molecule: messenger RNA, 1347 nt
Organism: Ustilaginoidea virens
Lineage: Eukaryota; Fungi; Ascomycota; Sordariomycetes; Hypocreales; Clavicipitaceae
Exons: 2
Coding region: 1-1347 (448 amino acids)
Biological process (GO): 'de novo' L-methionine biosynthetic process; transsulfuration
Cellular component (GO): cytoplasm
Molecular function (GO): pyridoxal phosphate binding
Source: RefSeq, a predicted model, not a curated record